UUUGUGACUGGUAUGAAAAGUUCGUUACUGUCGUGUAAAAAUUGUCAAUCUUUUAAACUUUAAUAAGUGUUUGCAUUUUAAUUAAACAGUUGUUUUAUUGUGGUGUUUAAGUUAACGUUUCAAUCAUGCCCCGGACCAAAGCAGUUAAAAAAAAGCCCGCAGAAAAGACCAGCAAGUUUGCCCAAACAUAUUUACCCAUUGUUGAAAACUAUAGACAACAAACUAUACUUAAAAUGGAACAAGAAAUGGAUAGCUUCCUCUCGCAAGUACAUACUCAGCUGAUGAAAUCACAAAUGUCGAUCCCAGCAAAACUGGCUAAUAAAACUAUAGGAGAAGUGAAGGAACUUCCGCUGGAUUGGUCUGCUAAUAGCACAAGCGCUUCAAUUGUACAAAUCUUAGAUGUUACAAAAACACGUACUGAAAAGAAAAAAAGAGUCUUACGGAGCUCGUCAUGUUGUGAAGAUGAAGGGUACCUUACCACAGAGAGUAGUAAAAGUACUUCAGGUGGUAGGCAAUCAAGGGCGCGAAGUCGCAUUCAGAAAACACUACGUGUUUCUCGAUCUGCAUCGACGCGACAAGCCAACAGGACAAUAAAAUCAGACGAGCGAUUCAAGACUCCCGCUAACAAGAUUGUGCCAGCGACUUUUGGUACAGUCACGCCAAAGAUGAAACCCAACACGCCGCAGGUGCUGUUACGGCGGCCCAAAUUGGGCGAAGUCGCCUUAUCUAUGCAAGGAAGUCCACUACUAACGGGAGCCGUCAUGACUGAUAACGUUGCUAAUAUUAAUAUACCGCUGGACGAUGGGCGACUUUUGUCGAUUCAACCCAAACGAGGAUUGCGGAUUUCACAAAUACCAGAACUGGAUAUCGAGACCAAACGCCAGCUCGAGACUUUACGAGAUAACUUGAAUAAAAUGUGUGCGUUAUCAGGUAAACGAUAACAUUGGUAGUGGUUUUAUUAUAAUUUUUUCAGUCGUAUUAUACUUUUAACAGUUAAAGUUUUUACUGUGGUUGUUUCAUUGAAAUAAUUAUUAUACUUUUAAAAGUUAGUUACAAUUUUUACUGUGGUUGUUUCACUGAAGUAAACCCCAAGAUUUGUACCAUUUAUUUUGAUUAUACAUUAAUUGGAAA
Molecule: messenger RNA, 1131 nt
Organism: Zophobas morio
Lineage: Eukaryota; Metazoa; Arthropoda; Insecta; Coleoptera; Tenebrionidae
Product: borealin
Exons: 6
Coding region: 126-941 (271 amino acids)
Biological process (GO): mitotic sister chromatid segregation
Cellular component (GO): spindle midzone; chromosome, centromeric region; chromosome passenger complex
Source: RefSeq, a predicted model, not a curated record